CCCAGGAAAGGCACCAAAAUCCAAUUCAUCGAUCUACUACCAACCUGAACUGCAAAAUGGAACCACCCUUACUGUUUGAUAACAGUGGCUCAGGUCCACUUCUAGUUCCGGGGUUCGAUGGUAUUCCCCUGGAGUAUGAACUCGAUAUCGACCAUCGCUUUGCUCAUGCGGCACAGGAGGAUUUUGGAAGAAAAUCGAUCAGGCUCACCGCACCCGAGAUUCAGAUGAUACGUCUCAUGGAGCGAAUUACGGAUAUCAAGGGCUGGGAGUACCAUGUCUUCGAUGAGGAUUCUCUUGCGCAAUGGCGUGCAGAGGCAUCUUCUUACGCGGAUCUUGAUUCGCAUACGGACCAAGAUGUCGACAUGGACCUGGUUACUACCCGAGCAUGGCUCUGGUGCGUUGCCGAGCUCCAAGAUAAAGCCAAAGCCUUCCGUGACACUGGCCAUGUUGUGGUCCUCAAUGCAGACUCCGGCGUAUGCAAAGCCGAUCGGGCCGUGUCUGAAGCCGUGAGAUAUCAGCUCCAAGACGCAUUUGAUCACCUGCCAAAGAGUGCGACUCACGAUCUGGUGGACCCGUCACUCUACAUGCUUAUCUAUGGCCGAACUACGGUUCUCAGUCAGAGUGGUCGGGUUUCUCUUGCAGAGGGCUCGAGCUUGUACCCCCCUUCCAUCAAUCCUGGACAGACGGCACCUCGGCACGAUCACCCUUUGAGCAUAAUCGCUCCAUUUCCCAUAGGAUUACGCUAUCCUGACGAAGAAUUGAAAUAUAAACAGGUUUCAUCUUCCUCUCAGUGGCUACCUUGCGAGGUUGAGUUUGCUGAGUCUUCGGGGACGGCAGUACGGAUCACAUCGUAUAUUAAUAACCUCCACCCAAGCAACACUCAAGCGUAUGCUACUAUUGAGAAGCUAAUCUCCCUGGCUAUAGGACCUUGGAAUGAUGUCCUAGUAAAAGGCGUUCGAGGUCGCAUGCCUCGGCGCAUCUAUACAUAUGGUGUCACGGACAGGGACAAAGCUCCAAUGAAUGAAUGCCCCCCGGAGGACGUGCUCCCACGUCAGUGGAAUAAGGACAUAACUCGACGCUCCUGGACCCAUGAAGAAUGGGCAGACCAUUGUGCCAAGGUGAAAGACUAUCUGCAGUUGCUGGAUGUGGAUCCGAAAUAUCGAGUAUUUCCACCCGAGCCCGAAGAUCCACCACAGACUGAAGACCUUCUGGGUUUGAUGACGCCGGAAAUGUGGGCGUCUCCCAAAAGCGUCGAGGAGAUCAUAUGGGCUAAAUGGAGGCGCCUUCACCGAUUUUCAUACCCCGAACCGGGGGUUUCCUAUUCAUACGAAGACUGGAAGCUGGGCAAGACCGCGGACCCAAUUCUCGGUCCGUGGAAGUCUCGAAGUGAGUAUGAACUGCCUCGAGAGCACGAAUACUACUCUGUGUCGCUAGAAGAUCAGUUCCGGCAACAGGGCCUGCAGGUGAUUGUCCGAGUCUUUAGCAUCGAUCUGACAAGCGAUGAGCCCCAUUAUUCCGGGGAUCCGGAUUUUCACGUUGAUGGCAUGCUCAACGAACAUAUUGUCGCCACCGCUCACUUCUGUUAUAGCUCGGAGAAUAUAACCGAAUCACGCAUUUCAUACCAACAGGAUGACGACCUCACUCUUUCUGGCCACCAAAAGGACCCCUUCUGCAUGUACAAACUUUACGGUCUGCCCCCUUCCCCAAGCUUGGGCGAGGAACCCGGUGCUCUCCAGCUUCAAACACUAGGAUCAGUCGCCAUCACUACCGGUCGCUUUCUCACUUGGUCGAAUACAUUGCGAUACAAAAAACAUCCGUUCUCCCUGCGAGACCCAAGUCGCCUGGGACAUCAGCGGUGUGUCGUCUUGUGGCUGGUUGAUCCUCAUUAUCGGAUUUGCUCGACCCGAAAUGUCCCCCCUCAGCAGCAUGAUUGGUGGCGCAAUGCUGUGUUGGCGAAUCCCACCAGGUUAACAUCACUCCCAAUAGAGCUACUGGAUAUGAUAAUGAAAGAAACAGGAUCCUGGCCAAUGCAUCUUUCCGAGGCCUUGCAGUACAAAAGAAGGUCGGAUAAAGAGAGAGAGGAGGCCCUUCAAGCGCAAAUUUCGGGUUUUCAGGAGUACAUGUUCUGGUAUGAACUUGAUUACUGCUGAACGGGUUUGUACACACUUAUUCCCGACUCGAUGAAAUGGAUGCAGGUUGGUCGUAGACCACAAUACCUCGGCUUUUGUUGAUGAAAAAUGCUAUCUAUAUAACCUAUCCUACCCACGGAAGUGGCAAAGCACGUCAUUUUGAACUCCGAUGGGAUCUACCUAUCUAUCCACCUUUCUAAUCACUCCUCUGGUCGGAGGAUAUCUCUUUUGGUAUAGGUCUAGUUCGGAGCUUUUUACGAUUUAUCAUCACCGCUUGAAUACUUACCCGGAUGAUAUCCUCAGAUUGUGGGUAAGCAUAGAUAAACGGUUAAAUGUAAGUUAGCAUGUGGGUCUGCUGUGGGUUUACCCAGUGGAUCCUGGAGCCUGGAGCCUAUCUACCUAUCUACAAGACGCUUUGAACAAUGCUUAUCUGUGUUGGGGAUUGUUUGUCUGAAAUGCUAAUUAUUGUUGGGAUGGGAAGGUGAUUAUGUGG
Aspergillus sclerotioniger CBS 115572 is the source of this 2622-nucleotide messenger RNA. Its product is annotated as DUF4246 domain-containing protein. Lineage: Eukaryota; Fungi; Ascomycota; Eurotiomycetes; Eurotiales; Aspergillaceae. The record is from RefSeq and is a predicted model, not a curated record. The transcript has a single exon. The coding region runs from base 57 to 2150 and encodes 697 amino acids.